Molecule: messenger RNA, 3329 nt
Organism: Anguilla rostrata (American eel)
Lineage: Eukaryota; Metazoa; Chordata; Actinopteri; Anguilliformes; Anguillidae
Product: B-cell receptor CD22-like
Exons: 10
Coding region: 96-2372 (758 amino acids)
Source: RefSeq, a predicted model, not a curated record
CUGAGGGUCAGUGUGCAGUAGAGGGACAGACGGGAUAUUCUUCUGUUCUACAAUCAGCUCCACCCAGUGCCUCUGCUCCUCACUAAUGCUGAGACAUGAUUGGAGCAGAGAGAUUCAUCCUCAUUGGCUGUCUGCUGCAAGGAGCCUUGGGCAGCAAUUGGGCAGUCUGGAUGCCUCAGAGUAUUGAAGCUCUGAUUGGAUCCUGUGUCCUGAUUCCCUGCAGAUUUGAGAUCCCAUCUGAAUAUGACUCAAAUCUAUCAGAGAUCCAAGCUUCAGUUAAUGGAAAAUGGAAAAAAGAUGAAACUAUAGUGUUUGAUUCCAGCAGCCAAUCUGCAUCUUCUCUGCAAGGAAAGAUCACUGGAGACCUGUUGCAGAAAAACUGCACUACAGUCCUGGAGAACCUUACAAUGAAUUAUCAUGGUCAUUAUAAAUUCAGAUUAGAAUGCAACAAUAGACUCAAAUAUAAUUUUGAACAAAGUGUUCAAAUUAAUAUCACAGACUCUCCACCCAAACCCAAGAUCCCCAUAAAGAGGGUGGAGGUGAUGGAGGGGACCUCCGUGAGUUUGAGCUGCUCUGCUGCAGCCCCCUGUCCCAAACUCCCCCCAAAUCUGACAUGGACCCCCAGGCUGAAUGACAGUGUGGAGCACCUGCAAGAGAAUGAGGAUCAAACCAAAUUUGUGUCUUCUGUUCUGACCUUCACUGCUUCCCACCUCCACCAUGGGCAGAAGAUCACCUGCAGGGCACUUUACACACUGCAAAAACGAGACACUCAGAGGAGGUCUAAGGCCAGUAUGAUUCUCAAAGUUCGAUAUGCUCCUAAGAACACGUCAGUGUCAGUCAGUCCCUCUGGAUCAGUGUUAGAGGGCAGCUCUGUGACUCUGACCUGCAGCAGUAAUGCCAACCCAGCAGUGCAGAACUACACCUGGUAUAAAGUGAAUGGGACAGAGAUGAACACUGUAGGAACUGGACAGAAUCUCACCUUCAAUGUGACUGAGUCCAGUGGCAAUGAACGGUACUACUGUGAAGCACAGAAUGAACAUGGAAAAGAGAAAUCAAAAACUGUACAACUGGCACUUGAUUAUCCUCCUAAGAACACCUCACUGUCAGUCAGCCCCUCUGGUUCAGUGUUAGAGGGCAGCUCUGUGACUCUGACCUGCAGCAGUAAUGCCAACCCAGCAGUGCAGAACUACACCUGGUAUAAAGUGAAUGGGACAGAGAUGAACACUGUAGGAACUGGACAGAAUCUCACCUUCAAUGUGACUGAGUCCAGUGGCAGUGAAAUGUACUACUGUGAAGCACAGAAUGAACAUGGCAAGGAGAACUCAACAACUGUACAGCUGAAUGUGAUAUACAUGCCUCAGAUCUCUGGCUCUGGGAGCUGCAGCAGAACUGCAGCAGAGAUCAGCUGCUCCUGUGAGAGCCGUGGGAAUCCCUCUCCCAGCAUGGAGUGGCGUGUGUCUGGACUGCGGGUCACUAACUCUACUGAGAGAGUCAUCAGGGAGGAGCAGCUGGGGAACACAGGCCUGAGGAGCUCCCUCACCAUGCGCCAAUCACAGGGAGACAUGCCCACUCUCAUCUGCAUCAGCACCAACACUCUCGGCUCCUCCAGCCUCCAGCUCCACCUCCCGUCUCCACAGCAACACUCAGGUUUUGGCAUUAUCUCACUGCUGAUUGCUGCAGCUGCCGGUGCUGGUGCCACGAUGAUGAUAUGCCUCAUAAUGCAGCACAUUCUGAAGAAGAAGAGACACAGCCAGCGCUCUGAAAGUAGAAUGAAGGACAGCGAAGGGAUCAUACUGUCAGAUGGGACGGCCGCUCAAGAUGAGGAAUCGAUCUACGUCAACAAGACCAUGCUGUCGGGCGCGGGUGUGGUGGAAAAGGGGGACGAGGGCGCCCUGCACUAUGCCACCGUGGAUUUCUCCAAACUUCCCGGCACAGGUGGGGAACACGGAACGGGCAUCGUCCGGGGCACUUCCAAACGGACGCCCGACUACGCCAUCAUCCGACACAAAUCCAGGGAAGAGAGAGAAGGAGGAGAGGAAGAAGGUGAGGAGGUGCAGGAGGAGAUGAGGAAGGAGGGCCAAGCUGAGCUGGGCACAGAGAGGGAGUCAGCCGAGGCAAGGGGCGAGAAGGAGGAGGAGCCCACGGAGGAGGCCACCUACGGGAACAUCUGCCCCUCCAGGCCCACUAAGAGGGCACGGCUGGGACUGCAGCAGCCGCCCGGGAACCCUGCUGCAGAGGAGGAGCAGCGCCAGGAGGAGAACUCAGCAGGAGGCCAGGAGGACAUGUACGUGGACGUCAUGAGCCCCUUGACGGAGGGUAAUGGAAAGGGAACGGAGGAGAGUGAGUACGCUGAGGUCAGGAAGCCCAAAUAAGUCACCAUGGAGAUAGGCCAACUCAUCACACCACGCUGCACUCUCAUAAUGCCAAGAUAUUGCUUUACAGACUUGGAUGGAGUUGCAAAAAAAAUAGCAGAUAUUUUAAUCAGGAGAUUAGUGUACAGAAAACUAAGUGAGCUACUCCAGGAAAUACGAAAUACUCCAGGCUGUGAAUAACGCUCAGAGAGCACCCAAUCAGAAGCCAGCACAGAGCAGCAGGCUAAUGGGCUCAAGACAGAGUGAGAAGCAAAGCAACUAAGGCAGAAUAAGUGUUGUUUUUUUAUUAACUCUCGAAUUGCUAACAGGUGAACACGCAAUCUCAUAAUCAGAGUGAUGGUUAUGUCACCCUCUGGUGACCAGCAGGAGGAGGUACAGCUUGAAUCCUCACAGUGGGAGAUGAGUUGUUCCUGUUGGGGCAGGGGGAAUCCCUCUCCCAGCAUGGAGCAGCAGAUACUUGUGUCUGUUUCUUAAUGUCUUUCUUCAGGUCAUCGCCGGAACGUGCAGCAACAAUGCCACGCUCAGGGUGUGCUCGCAUUGGUCAGCACUCCAAUAGUAAACAGAGAUGAACAUUGAACAUUGGCAUAUCUGCCAUUUCAAAAACCAGCCUCAGUGCCACUUCACAGGCUUGCCAACUACUGAUUUUGAUGUUUUUUAUGCUACACUCUUCCUAUGCUGUGGAAACCCCCCUCCAAAUUAGCAUAAAAAAUUUAGACUUUCUUUGCGCAAAACACAACUUCAUGUAAAUCAAACGGAUCCAGACCCCUCAUUCUCUUGAUCAUUUUGAGGAUUGUGUACCUUUUACACUUUUUACUAUUUUAGAUGAAGAUUAUAGUUCUCCCUCAGAAAAGAGAAGGGAGCUAGCCUGGGGGGAAAAGUGCUAUAUCGAGUUAAUUCAUACAUUUCUCUAACUGUGUGGUCACUAUCUUGUUUGCUGAAUAAAGUAUUUAAGUUGUU